This is a messenger RNA of Trachymyrmex septentrionalis, 569 nucleotides long. RefSeq names its product huntingtin-interacting protein K. The record is from RefSeq and is a predicted model, not a curated record. Gene Ontology annotation, biological process: protein stabilization; negative regulation of apoptotic process. Bases 55 to 414 code for a protein of 119 amino acids. The transcript is spliced from 3 exons. Lineage: Eukaryota; Metazoa; Arthropoda; Insecta; Hymenoptera; Formicidae.
CAGACAGCGGGAGCGGCGAAGUGCACGUUAACCAACGUUAACCUCGCACGGAAGAUGGCGGACGACGAUGUGAACGGAGAUUCGGAUGAUGUGCAGCAGGAGAAGUCGCAGAAAAAGGCAGCCAAGUAUGACAGCGGUGCAGCGGAUCUGGAAAAAGUGACCGAUUAUGCCGAAGAGAAAGAGAUCUCGUCGUCUGAUGGAUUUUCUUGCGCUCUCAGCAUAAUUGGUGACCGUCGCGACAAGGAGGCCGCGGAGAAAAAGGCGAAAGAGAAGGAGCUGCUCAAAGUGUCUAUUAAGAAGGAGGAUGUCGAUUUGAUCAUGAAAGAGAUGGAGAUCAGUCGGAUUUUGGCUGAACAGACUCUCAGGGAACAUAGAGGCGAUAUUGUAGAAGCAUUAAUUACAUUAACUAAUUGAAAUUGUACAAAAAAGAACUUGUUCCAGAGAUCUGGUGUCAUAUCUCUGAAUUUUACUGUAAAAUAUGCUAAAUUACGAAAGUUCCGAGACUUUCGCUUAUUUGCUAACACUUGUUAUAAAAUAUCCAAGUAAUACUUAUAUUUUCAUUUUCUCAU